AUGAGUGAUCUUAAUGUGGUUACAGUCCAUAACAGCAUGCAUUUUGAAGAUGUAGAAAAGCAUCUAAAAUGUGGAGAAGAGGCUGUGACAGAUGAGGAUAAUGAGGAGAAUGAUUGCAUUGGCUCUGAAAACACUUCUAACAAGAGACAGGAGGCAGUGAUGUUCACACAGGAGCUGGGUGAAGAAGACACCUUAGAAAACAAAGACCCUCUCCCGGACAGUAUGAGUGACAUGAUUUACCAUGUAUCUCCUCUGGAGUCUAUUAAAGUGCUGGACGAAAUGGAUGCAAGAGAAGAAGAAGUGUCUAAAAUUGAAAGAUGCCCAGGAGAUAGGGCUGCCAAGAUCAAAGAGAAGGUUGCUGAUAGAAAAGUCACUGAUCCUCAAGAGGAAGAGGAGAACCAUCUGGCAAGUAUGGAUUACUCAAUGCAAGCAUAUUUAGGAGCUCUCCUUGAUGAUAAUGGAGGUGUUUUAUCUGCAGAUCAGGCCUAUACAAACAUUUAUAAUGCUCACUCUGACCAUAUCACUCCUGGAGGUGAGGAAGACCAUGGGACUUCAGUGGGUGGACUCCAAGAGGAGAAAAGAUGGGAACAAAUUGUUGCAUCAGAUUAUAAGGGAGUGAGCAAGGCUGUAGAGGAGCAUUGCCCAUCAAAGAAAGUGAGUGAGGACAACUUUUGUCACGUUACAAAUUCUACAGAUUGUAGGCUGGAUUAUGAUUCUCUUGGGGAAUUGCAGGCUCUCAAGCUAAAGCACGCUUCACUCCAGACUGAAAUAAACAGACUGUGCGCAGAGCUGAAUGACUCCAAAGUGAGGAUACGGGAGCUGCAAUCAGAUCUGAAUUCUAUGAAGCUGAAAGACGAGGGCCAUGUCCACAGAAUCAGGGAGCUGGAAACUGAAGCAGCUAAUAAUACUCUAAUCAAAGUGCUUACUGAGUGCAAGCCGAAGGUGGAACAAUUGGAGGAGCAAAAAUAUUCAUCACAACAACUGGCCAUUCAGUUUCAAGAGGUGAACAAGAUUGUGGGCCACUUAAAGAAAAGAAUUGACUAUCUGGAGGAAGACAAGAAUAAGAAACGUGUGGAUAUUGUCAACCUGACGGAUCAGCUGGCAGAGACCAGGGGGAUUUUGCUGACUAAUAGCGAGGAGAUGGAGAACACCAAGGCGCUGGUGCGAACCUUGAACGAGCAGCUCGGAAACAACCCGGAUCACAUGAGCAGCCACAUUAGUGCUCAGUCUCGGAGACAAGCCAAACAAGACAGAAGCGAUUCCAAAGUCUGUGUGCUCUUGUGAUAACAAACCAGCAGCACCCUGCCCAAAGUAAGCUAGUGGCGCAAACUGUUCCGUUGCUCUGACUGUA
Molecule: messenger RNA, 1351 nt
Organism: Polyodon spathula (Mississippi paddlefish)
Lineage: Eukaryota; Metazoa; Chordata; Actinopteri; Acipenseriformes; Polyodontidae
Exons: 2
Coding region: 1-1284 (427 amino acids)
Source: RefSeq, a predicted model, not a curated record